CUACAGCAAUGACCGCCGUGCCAGCCAAUCAGAACGCGACUCUUCAAGUAAGACCCGCCCCCUGAUGGUCCUCAGGUUCCUUCCCGCUCACACAGGAGUCACUUCCGAAGAAAGAGAACCGCCAUGAAGAGAGCCGGGGGUGCCGCCCACCUCCGCUCCGACAGCCUCCCGGAGUCCCAGCAGCAAGACGGCAACCACGCACCCAACUUCUCCAGCCACAGCUCAUGCCGCCGUCGCCAGCGGCGCCGACAUGACAAGGCGCUGCAUGCUCACUAGACCAGGUUUCCCCUCAUCCCCAGCCCCGGGGUCGUCGCCCCCGCGCUGUCAUCUGAGACCGGGUAGUACCGUCCCUGCUGCAGCGGGAAAGAGAACACAGAGUCCUGGGGAAAGGAAGCAGUCAAUUAUAGAUUUCUUCAGAUCAGCUUCAAAACAAGACAAACAUAUGUUGGAUUCUCCACAAAAAUCAAACAUCAAAUAUGGAGGAAGUGGUUUGUCCAUCACUGGAACAGAGCAAUUUGAAAGGAAACUAUCCUCACCAAAAAAACUUAAACCCAAAAGGAUGCCAUCAGAAAAGAGCCCUAUUAUAGAGGCUUUCAUGAGAGGUGUUAAAGAGCACCCGAAAGAUUGUGGUGUACAUGAGUCAUGUCGGCCUUAUAUGUCACUAACCAACUGUCCAAAGACAGUUACUAAAGUCUGUUUUCCUCCUCCCUAUCACUUGUCAAAAGAGGUGAAAACACUAAAGAAAAAACAUCGAUCUCCAGAGAGAAGGAAGUCACUGUUCAUUCAUGGAAAUAGCAGGGAGAAGAAUGAUAGAGAUCGAGGCAAAACCAGUGCAGAUUCCAAAAAGCAGGCCACAGUGACAGAAGCUGACAUCUUCAAGAAUACCUCCAGAAGUCUUAGCAGCAGGAGUAGCCUAUCCAGGCACCACCCAGAGAGCCCACUGGGAGCUAAGUUCCAGUCGUCUCUAGCUUCUUACUGCAAAGAAAGAGAACAAAAAAAGUUGAGACGGGAGCAAAUGGAGCAGAGAAUCAACUCAGAAAAUUCUUUCUCAGAAGCAAGCAAUCUUUCCUUAAAAUCUUCUGGUAUAGGAAGAAAUUGUCAACUAAGGCAGGAACAGAGUAAACAAAAUGAUGUCACACCUGGAAAGAGUAAUCUUUCAAACCUGGAAAAUGGACAUCUCUCAAGAAAAAGAUCGUCCUCUGAUUCGUGGGAACCUGCUUCAGGCUCUAAACAGAAUAAAUUCCCUGACAAAAGAAAAAGGAACUCUAUGGACUCAGAUCUGAAAAGCACAAGAGAAUCUAUAAUGCCAAAAGCAAAAGAGUCCUUCCUUGAGAGGCGUCCUGACGGACCACAUCAGAGAGAGAAAUUUAUAAAACAUAUUGCACUGAAGACACCUGGUGAUGUAUUGCGCUUGGAAGAUAUAUCCAAGGAACCGACUGAAGAAGCUGAUCGCUCCUCUGCAGGCUUGGCACCUUCAAAUUCUGGCCACCAUUCUUCCAGGAAUAGUGACCAAAUCCGUGUGGCAAGUACCAAAGAGACUAAGAUGCAGAAACCCCACUUACCUUUACCUCAGGAAAAGUCUGCAGUUAAAAAAGCUAGCAACCUUCAGAAAAACAAAACUGCUAGCUCUGUGGCAUCAAAGGAGACAAAACUACCUUUACUUUCCCAUGUUCCAAAUGCUGGUUCCUCUCGGGCACCAUUAAAUACUAAAAAUUGCACUCUUCCAGUUCCUAAAAAAGAUAAAGAGCGUUCCUCAUCUAAAGAAUGUUCUGGGCAUUCUACAGAGUCCUCCACACAUAAGGAACACAAAGCAAAGACUAAUAAGGCUGAUGAUUCUAAUGUAUCUUCAGGGAAAAUUUCUGGGGGAUCUUUGCGUUCAGAAUAUGGCACUCCUACAAAGUCUCCCCCAGCUGCUUUGAAAGUUGUGCCAUGUAGCCCAAGCCCUACAGCACCUUCAGAUAAAGCCCCUUCAGAUAAAAAGAGUUCAGGAAAUUUCAAUGCAGGUAGCAGUGCACUGAAAAGAAAACUAAGGGGUGAUUUUGAUAGUGAUGAAGAAAGUUUAGGUUACAACUUAGACAGUGAUGAGGAAGAAGAAACAUUAAAAUCACUGGAAGAAAUAAUGGCUCUGAACUUCAAUCAGACUCCUGCAUCUACAGGAAAGCCUCCUGCUCUUUCCAAGGGGCUUAGAUCUCAGUCAUCAGACUAUACAGAACGUAUUCAUAGUGGAACUUACACAAAUACUCUAGAGCGUCUAGUGAAGGAAAUGGAAGACACACGAAGGCUAGAUGAACUGCAGAAGCAACUACAGGAAGACAUAAGGCAGGGCCGAGGCAUUAAAUCCCCAAUCAGAAUUGGAGACCAAGACAGCACAGAUGAUGAGGAUGGCCUCUUAGAAGAGCACAGGGAAUUUCUAAAGAGAUUUUCAAUUACAGUUGAUGCUAUUCCUGAUCAUCAUCCAGGUGAAGAAAUAUUUAAUUUCUUCAAUUCUGGAAAAAUUUUCAAUCAGUAUACCUUGGAUUUAAGAGACUCUGGUUUUAUUGGACAAAGUGCCGUAGAAAAGCUUAUUCUUAAAUCAGGAAAAACAGAUCAGAUUUUUUUGACAACACAAGGCUUCCUUACUUCUGCUUAUCACUAUGUCCAGUGUCCAGUACCUGUGUUAAAGUGGCUGUUUCGGAUGAUGUCAGUUCAUACAGACUGUAUUGUGUCCAUGCAGAUUUUAAGUACACUGAUGGAAAUAACAAUUAGAAAUGAUACCUUCAGUGAUUCACCAGUUUGGCCCUGGAUCCCAUCAUUGUCUGAUAUAGCAGCUGUGUUUUUCAAUAUGGGAAUUGAUUUUAGAUUUUUGUUUCCUCUGGAGAAUCUUCAGCCAGACUUCAAUGAAGACAGUCUAAUUUCUGAAACACAGAUGACAUUGGGGGGGAAAGAAAGUGAAGAUUCAUAUUCUAAGCCAAUUUUUUCAACUCUUCCUGAAACCAACAUUUUAAAUGUGGUUAAGUUUCUAGGCUUAUGUACAUCUAUACAUCCAGAAGGUUACCAGGAUCAGGAAAUAAUGUUGCUGAUUUUAAUGUUGUUUAAAAUGAGUUUGGAAAAACAGCUGAAGCAAAUUCCUCUAGUAGACUUUCAAAGCCUCCUGAUAAACCUGAUGAAAAACAUCAGAGAUUGGAACACAAAGGUGUCUGAACUCUGUCUGGCCAUAAAUGAACUCUCCAGUCAUCCCCACAACCUUCUGUGGUUGGUACAGCUGGUCCCUAACUGGACAUCACGUGGAAGGCAACUGAGACAGUGCCUCAGCCUAGUCAUUAUUUCAAAGCUUUUGGAUGAGAAACAUGAAGAUAUCCCUAAUGCCAACAAUCUGCAGAUAUCAGUCCUACAUCGCUAUCUGGUACAAAUGAAGCCUUCUGAUUUGUUAAAGAAAAUGGUCUUGAAGAAAAGGGCUGAACAACCAAAUGGCACCAUUGAUGACAGUCUUCAUCUGGAACUUGAAAAGCAGGCAUAUUACCUGACCUACAUUCUUCUUCAUUUAGUUGGUGAAGUUAGUUGUUCUCAUUCUUUCUCUUCUGGACAACGAAAACACUUCGUGCACCUCUGUGGGGCUUUGGAAAAGCAUGUUAAGUGUGACAUUAGGGAAGAUGCAAGACUGUUUUAUAGAACUAAGGUAAAAGACUUGGUUGCCAGGAUACAUGGAAAAUGGCAGGAAAUAAUCCAGAACUGUCGGCCUACUCAGGGGCAGCUUCAUGACUUCUGGGUACCAGAUUCUUAACAGGAGUUGCAGCAGCAAAAAUAUGAACCAAGAGCAAUUCAAUAAAAGCCUUUCCUAGAGAAAUAGAAAGGAUUACUACAAAAUCCAGUGGAAUGCUAAGAAAAUGUGCUGAUGUACCUACCACUUGAAUAUCUAGUGUGAACCUAGUAAUGAAAUUGCCAUUUCUGAAGCAGAUAGGAAAUGCGAUCUGUUUAAGGCAGUUGGCCUUUUUAAAGAGCAGAAUCCUAUAAUGGGAGGAGUGGAAGCUGCCAAUAAAGUUGCAUGUCUCACCUGCCCCUAUUAACUCCUCUGUUAAAUUGUAAGCCAGUUGUCUUUUUUUUUUUUUGUAUUUGUGGCACUUGGAUAAUCAUAGAAAAUACAUAAGAAAGGGUUUGGACCAACUUGAGGAGUUGGACGUGGAAACCAAGACCAAGUUCCAGUUGAGUUUAACUUUCUCUUUUGGUUAUUUUAAGAUUCAAAGGGAAAGCUUACAACUGAGUUGAGUAACAAAAAGGAUAAAUCUGUUCUGUAACUCCUGUAAACUAGGGAGGUUUCAAUUUAUGUUUUUUCCUUCACUAUUCAAGAUUAUAAAUCUGUGACGUUUUUAAAAUACAUUUAAACAUACAGUUGAGAAACAGAAGUUUGGUGUAUUAUCAGAUCCCCUAAAGGGGAAGAGGUUAAGCUAUAAAACAGUGGCUUUGUUUAUAUGCCAAAACAUUCAUACGUAGUUUGUUUUUAAUUUCUUUCCAGUGCUUUUGUUUUAAAAUACUGGUUAAAUCUUAGAAUCUUGGCUAAAUCUUAGAAUUCUGGCCCCUUGAUAACCAUAUUACAGAAGUUUAUACUGUAAAAGCUUAAAGAUCUGGAGAAGUUUCCAAAAACCUAUUUUCAUGAGUAUAUCAUCUUGGCAGAGACCUGGAUGCUGUUUAUUCUUUAGGACACUGCAUGCGUGUGUCUGCACACGCGUGUGUGUGUGUGCUUGUAUUUUAAAGUUGUUGCACUUGAAAACCACAGCUGCUCUAAAUUCUUAAACACUGGAAAGCCACCCUUUGGUUUAAAUGGUGGAAGGUUAGUAGAAGUGCACGUGCUGGUGUUAGCCCAAGGGCCCUUUGAAACCUUUGAUAGUAAUAGACUCUUACUAACUGAAAAAUUCUUUUGUUGACUAAGUGUCACUUUUAGGAGGGUUUGUUUCUUAAAAGACAACGCCAGCCCUUUUUUUCCUUUCGGUAUUGACUUGGAUGACAUUGCUCUCCUGAGCACUCUGUAGGUCUUCAGCUGUGGGGGGAAAGAUGAUCAGGGGGAGGGGAUUGAACUUGAUGUUUGUAGUUUGAGAGGGGGGAAAAUAAAUUUUGAAGAAUAGCUUUCUACCUCUAAAUUGAGGCUUAGUAGUAAAAACCAUUUUAUCUUAAAUUUAUCAUUUAAAAUAGCAUCAGUAACUUUUGAGCCCAUGUCAAGAAUUGAGCAGUUAGAGAUUGUAUAGGAAAGACCUAAGUCCAGCUCCUGAGAACCCUGGCUGAAUGAGGCUGCAAGAGUCAGACCAACAAAAGUUUUAUUCUGUGUUGUUUACUGGUAAGAGUAUUAUUAUCUUGAUACUACCUCUCAAGGGUAUUGUUAGAAAAUGCCACUUAUGGCUAAUGAGAUAGAUACAAAGAGUUAUAUUUGACAGAAGCUUGAAACUCUGGCAUCUAUCUGCCCAACAAUGGGGGCUUUUUCACUCUGUAAUUUAAUACUUUGUAGAUACAUUAUUUGUGUGUAAUUUUAUAAGUGUUCAUAUUUUUCUCAUUUUGCAUUGUGUAAAGUGUACAAAAUCUCAAAGUAUAAAAUACUGCUUAUAUUGCUUGUAAUUACAGUGUGUAAAUAUUUUCUAAUUGUGUACAUUGAUGCGGGGACAAGUGGGUUAUUCAGGUUUUUUUUUAAGUGACCCUUUUGUAUUGCAGUUUCAACAGAUAACUGCCCAUCAAAUUUAAAACCACUUUGAUAAAUUUUUAUUUAGCAGUUCCAAUAAGAAAAAUAUCUAUUUUUCAUUCUCUUUCUCCAUUAGAGAAGAAUACUUCAUCUGUCCCUUUAAAAUGAGUGGCCAAACAUCGGUUUGGGCCCUUGUAUUUAUGACUCUGGUUGAUGUCUUCAAUCUCCAGGUCAUAUUCCAGUCAGUAUUUGCAUUUGGGUUUUCAUAAAAAUGUUGUGAUUCUCUUUUAGCACAAGUAGACCAUGGUUUUUCUCCCAAAUCAAGUAUUAUCCUUUUCCCUCUGUCCCCAUGCUUUGUCUCCCUCCUGCUGUUGUCCACCCAGUGAAUGGGACGGUAGUGGGGGAGAAAAUGUUCAUUGCACAGAGAAUGUCAGGCCACUUUUGGGACUUGGCAAACAAAGCUUGCACUGAGUGGUGGUGUGUUUGGCAGUGUUACUGUGCCAAAACUCACCUUGUCUAAUUUUCUGGAUAUGUAUGGCACACUUAUUACUAUUGCAAGCUGAAAAUUAAGGUACUUGUGUUUAUGCUUUUGUGUGUAACUGUUUGCCUUUUCUAACCUGCUUUUCUUGUUAUCCGAAAAUAUGAUUCUAUUAGUUAACAUCAUGUUAAGAGGCUCUCCAUGCACAAAAUGCAUCUAUGUAGCAGUAAAGUAACAGCAUUUGUACAUUUUCUGUCUAUCUCCUGAUGGCGGUAGUGCCUUUGUCACCUUUUGGAAGGUUGGCGUUUGUUUUUUGUUUUCAGAUACAAGUUAGCUGGCUUUCGACUUCACAGAAAUCUCCCCAGAUGUAAAAGAUAGAAAAUGGCAUGUUGUCAUCCAGGCUCAGUUGGAGCAUUUGCAUUUUUAUUUCUGUCAAGACAAGUAUAGUUGGUGGGGACUGGCCAGUAAUAAUGUGUGGAGUCAUUAAACCAAGAAUAAUUUUUAAAUUUAAAAAAGUGAAAAUUUAAGAGGUGACCCAUCAACGAGGGACUGAGUUGGAGAAUUAGGGAAGGACUGUCCUGAUUUGUCUAAGGAGGCAAGAUUGUGGGACAGGUGGCUGGGCAUGUAGAGCAUGGUCUGUGGUGGUUAUUUCUUACCCAUUAACAGUGUUGGCACCUCACUAUCUGUGUGUUUGUUUCCCUUGGGCAGUCCUGUCAGCCAGUUAAUCCACCAGCUCUUAGGCAGUUUACAAGUAAAUGCAGAUUUCCUUUUUUUUUUUUUAAUUUUAUACUAGAUCUUGUUUAAAGUCCUAUGAAUGUAUGUGUCUUAUUAAAAUGGCUUUUUCUCAAUUU
Molecule: messenger RNA, 6970 nt
Organism: Rhinolophus ferrumequinum (greater horseshoe bat)
Lineage: Eukaryota; Metazoa; Chordata; Mammalia; Chiroptera; Rhinolophidae
Gene: SLF2
Product: SMC5-SMC6 complex localization factor 2
Exons: 20
Coding region: 251-3760 (1169 amino acids)
Biological process (GO): DNA damage response; positive regulation of double-strand break repair; protein localization to site of double-strand break
Cellular component (GO): nucleus; site of double-strand break
Source: RefSeq, a predicted model, not a curated record